This is a messenger RNA of Chelonus insularis, 2442 nucleotides long. RefSeq names its product coiled-coil domain-containing protein 102A. NCBI's taxonomy places the organism in Eukaryota, Metazoa, Arthropoda, Insecta, Hymenoptera, Braconidae. The transcript has 3 exons. The record is from RefSeq and is a predicted model, not a curated record. Bases 392 to 2029 code for a protein of 545 amino acids.
UCAUUUUGUAAAAAAAAGUUGUUAUUACUUUUAGUUUACAUUUUAUUUCACUCACAAAUGAUGUACAUUUUUCUAAAAGUGAAUAAGUCGUGGAAAAAUAUUAAUACAUUAGUAUAAGAAGGGUUUUUUUUACUUCAGCAGUAUCGUACAUAAUAGUGCAUACUGAAUAUUAACAUGAUAUAAUAACAGAUUUACUUCGUUCUCAAUAAUGAACUUAAGUGUAAAGUUGUUGACAUCUUUAUGGAUUUUCAUUUUUUUUCCACCCAAUUCUAAAUCACGUUCUUUUUCUUAAGUAUGGAUUCAUAAACUUAAUAGGAUUGUUAAUGAUUAUUUUAAUCCAGCAUUCUUGUGAAAAUAUUGUAUUUGUGUUUAUGAUUAAUUGAAGUCAGAUAUGAUGGCACAAUCCACAACAAGUGGUACAUCAUCUCGCAAACAUAUAAGAGACCAUGACAUUGGUACAAACACUCGUCUACCACAUUAUGGAGACAGUGAAUGGGAAACAAAAGAGGCUCUCAGACAAAGAGAAUUGGAGGAAGCAAGAGCUCGAGCAGCACAAAUGGAAAAAACUAUGAAAUGGUGGUCUGAUUGUACAGCUAAUUGGAGAGAAAAAUGGAGUAAGGUAAGAAAUGAAAGGAAUAAAGCUAGAGAGGAAGCUAAAUUAUUGAGGACUAAGUUAGAAAUAGCUGUAAAAGAUGCCAACAGUUAUAAACAUGAGUCACAGGAGCUUGAAAUUCAAAAUGAACAAUUAAGAAAGGAAAUGGAAAAAAUUCAUGUGGUCUUAUUGAAACAUGUUGGUCAAUUUGAUAGGCAGAUUGUUAAUAUUCUUGAAUCAGAUUCGCAACUAAGGAAUUCUCUCGGUAUUGAUGAUCUUUUAGAACUCUAUAAUAAUGUUGAGAGAUGUGAUAGAAAGUCUGAUAGUGUAAAUUACAAUUCAGGAUGUCGUAAAAGUCCACGAGAUGAAGUAUUAUUACCAGAAGCACCUGAAAGAGAUAUUGAAGAGUACGUUCUUCAAGGAGCUUUGCCAAAACAUGCUGUUGAGCUGUAUAAAGAAGGAUCUAUGAGUAGUUUAGAAAGAGACAUCGCUCAAUUAAUUGAAGAAAAUGGUAAAAUUCAUGAUAAAAUAGACAGGAAACCUUCUACAGUUGAUAGUGAAAUUGAAGAUCCAAUGAAACUUCGAAUGGCUAUGCUAAACUUAGGUAUUGAAGAAGCUACUAAAGCUCUGUCUGCAGAGAAAGAUAACGAACCAUUUCUCAAUGAAACUGAAAAACUUCAAUUAGAAAUUAAUCAACUGAAAAUUCGCUGUAAUGAAUUACAAGAAAGUCGAUCUGAACUAUUGAAACAACUAGCCGAAUCAAAAGAACAAUACCAAACAGAAUUAAUGGCUGCUCAAGCUGAUCUUUUAGAUGAAAUAGCGAAUCGAGAAGGUAUGGAACAACGAAUGAAUGAGUUAAGAGCAGAAUUAGAGAGACUUCAGCUCGAAAAUGCAUCCGAGUGGGGAAAACGGGAACGGUUAGAAACUGACAAAAUUUCUCUCGAACGUGAAAAUAGACAAUUGAAAAAUGAACUACGGGAAUUGCAAGAAAGAAUAGAACUCAGAAGAUCUCGAUCCAGUUCUACAAUCGAUACUGAUACCAAACAAUUACAUCAAGAUUUAUUAGAUAUGAAACACGUCAAUUCGAAAUUAAAGAAAGUUCUUGCUGAAAAAACAACUGAGUUAACGCAUGCAUUACGUAGAUCAGAACAAUAUGAGACUGAAGUAAAAAGAGUUAGAGGUAGAGUUGAUGAGUUGAAAAAAGAAUUAGCUCUAGCUCAAGAUGAAGUUGAUGCUGCUAUUACAAAUGCUAGACGACUUCAACGAACAAAUGAGGACCUUGUCGAGCAAUUACAGUCAGCCAAUGUUCGAAUAGAACAGUUAAAAAAUCGUUCAGAACCAUGUGCUCCAGAUGUAGUUGCGGCGAUUUUAGAAGAUAAAUCUAGAGAUGAUGAAAAUGUUGAUAGUUCUAUUGCAGAUUAUGAAAAAAGAGUUUGAGUAUAAAUUUUUUUAUUAAUUGACCAUUCCUCUAGAUUUGAGUGACAAAGGCUGUGUUAAGGUGGAUGAAUUCAUGACACUUCUUUUUUACUUUUUUUAUUUUGACUGAAUUUUAAAAUAAAAAAAUAAUAUAAAACUUGUAUAUUAACAAAAUUAUGAUUGAGAAUAAAUAAUAUUCUAUCAUGUUCCCAAAUGUCUAGAAUUUAAAAGAAUAAAAAUAUAAAUUAUAUGAGAUUCUUAGAAAUACUCCGAAUUAAAGAAAUCGUUGUUGGUUCAACUAAGCAAUAAUGUUAAUCUCAAUGAAAAACUAAAACUAUAUUCUAUGUAAACAAAAUUAGAAUAAAUAUUAUUGUCAUUAUAUGAAUUAUGAUUAACGUCCCUAUUGCUUUACUUGAAAUUUUUAAAUGACAAGG